AACACGUAAUACCGCACUAGAUGAAAGAGGCCAUCGUAAAGCAGACCUUCCCAUCCAAGACAGCGUUAUCCGCGGUCAAAAAGAGCAAUACCGACCGCCUACGCAACGGAUACAUGACGGGGAAGGCCAAGGCACAAUAUCUGACGCUCCGCUUCGACGGGUUCAAUCGGUCGCUGUUUGCUGCUCUGAAGGCUCACGCGGCGACGACUGGCAGUACCCCCACCGCGGGCAUGAAGCGCUCCGCCUCGGCAGACGCUGAAGGAGGGGCGGGUCCUUCGAAGAAGGCGAGGAAGGCAGCACAACAAGCGGAUUAGAUGAUCAGCGAGCAAUCGCCUUGGCCUGUCUCGCUUCUUGUCGGUUUGAGGACGGUGGAAGCGAGACUGGAAAUGGGACAAUUGUAUGGAUGAAUGCUUGUAUUGUACCGCCUUCUGAUACUCUCCACUGUAUUUCCGCAGCGUAUUUGGUUUUUAGAUUGUCAGGUCAAGAUAUCCCGGACUUCGAAGGAUAGCCUGAGUCAACGCAAGCCUUGUGUCCAACACCUGUACGUACGCACGACGCCAAACGGAGUGAUCUUGUACCAAAGUUAUUACUCCGGGCACGCUCGCAAGCUCGUUGGCGUUCGUCGUCAGUGGUUACCGAUGCGCUAGUCACAUCUCACGAGAACUGUUAUACUGCGGAGCCGCCACGAGGCGGACUGUCACACGGUCAUACUGUUGUGGACAUCGUUGCAUACGCCCGGUUGCCAUCCUCCGCAUUCGACCUACACGUUCACCACGCUAUUCAUGCAGGAGCUCAGCGUGGACCCUACUUUAGCCCCUGACCUUGUGCGGCUGUUCGGCACAAAGUUGGUAGAGACGCGGCAGGCGUUAGAUGACUUACGGGCGGUGCGCAGAGCCAGCUACCGAGCGUGUUUUUGACAAUACAAUUCCCAUACAGGAGACCCGAGACCUGCAAGAUGAGAUUGCCCGGCUGCGUCAGCAGAAGGCGGAUAUGUUUCUCGGGGACUUGUCAGGCGUAGAUAACGAAGUGGUGGGCACCCAGGUGAGUCCGAGAAAGUA
Molecule: messenger RNA, 1058 nt
Organism: Phanerochaete carnosa HHB-10118-sp
Lineage: Eukaryota; Fungi; Basidiomycota; Agaricomycetes; Polyporales; Phanerochaetaceae
Exons: 1
Coding region: 21-314 (97 amino acids)
Source: RefSeq, a predicted model, not a curated record